AUGAUCCAUCGUGGUGCCAUCACACCACGAAUCCACGAUGAUGCUGACGCCCGUUUCCUCUCCGGCGGAUAUCUGCGGGAGACGGGUUCAGUGGUUGCUGACGGCGUGCGACUAAUUCCCUUCAGCUGCCUGGCCGCUUUGAAGGAAGGGUCCAUUAGCCCCAAACCCUAUAGUCUUCUGCUUCUAUGCGGACCACUACGGGUAGUAGAACGAGUCGCGCUCUCGCAUCUCGCAUCUUCUCUCACCCGCCCACCUCUACUUCUUUACUUCUUUACUUCCGUAGAAUGCAGAGCAAUCCCUGACUCUAAGUUGACCAAACCUUCUGUUUGCUCUGACUAUGAAAUGGCCUCUACUACUAUCAAAAUCGCGGACUCGACUCCCCCAACCAAAUCAAGCGCAAGUACUAGCACAGGCAUCGGCGGCGUCUUUCCUCUCCGAGCCCGCUCCUUCGAUAGGCGCAGCCUCCGAUCAAAUGAUCAUGAACGACAAGGAGCUGAAGACGAGGACUCGGGCCUGCGUAGACCCGGUGAUUAUAAACAGAAACAGGUUUUCAGAGGGAAGUACUUGGUAUGGCUAGCCUACCAAUCAGUCGGUGUGAUUUACGGCGAUAUUGGAACAAGUCCGCUCUAUGUGUUUUCAUCUACCUUUAGCACUGAGCCAUCUUACCGUGACCUUAUUGGAGUAUUAUCCAUAGUUAUUUGGUCCUUGACGAUGAUGGUCACGGUGAAAUAUGCUCUCAUCAUAUUACAUGCUGAUAACGAGGGUGAAGGUGGAACCUUCAGCACUUACUCUCUUCUAUCCAGAUACGCCAAUAUCACGAAGCGUGACCCUCGCGAGGCUUCCCUUGUCAAGAUGGAGCGGCAUCUAACAGGGGAUCUCUAUCGCGCAAAUCAAAAAGUUCGCUCGGGGAUUGAACAAAGUACUUUUGCUAGAGGUCUCCUCAAGACUAUCGGGGUUCUUGCUGUAUCUAUGGUCAUGGCUGACGGGGUCUUGACCCCGGCCCAGUCCGUCCUAGGAGCUGUUCAAGGACUCGACGUCGUCAAACCCGACAUCACCAGCGCAAUCGUUACUGGAACCACGUGUGGUAUCCUUAUUUUGCUCUUCUUGAUUCAGCCAUUUGGUACGACCAAGUUAGCAUCAUCAUUUGCCCCAAUUGUCAUAAUUUGGCUUUGUUUUAAUGCUGGCUUCGGUAUCUACAACCUCGUGAAAUUCGACCACUCAGUUCUCAAGGCCUUCAACCCUGCAUACGCCUUUGAUUUCAUGGUACGUCGUAAGACUGAGGGAUGGAGAAUGUUAGGAGGCGUUCUCUUAGCCUUCACCGGGGUCGAAGCUCUCUUCGCAGACUUAGGGGCAUUCAGUCGCAGAGCCAUCCAACUCAGCUGGUUCUGCCUUGUUUUUCCAUGUCUACUAUUGGCCUAUGUUGGCCAAGCUGCAUAUAUAUCUCGCCACCCAGGCGCCUAUACAAAUCCGUUUUACAACGCCGUGCCUCCGGGGAUGAUCUACCCAUCCUUGAUAAUUGCUAUAUUGGCUGCGAUUGUAGCCUCACAGGCAAUUAUAACGGCAACGUUUCAGCUCAUGUCUCAGGUCAUGAAACUUUCGUACUUUCCGCAAAUAAAAGUUGUUCAUACCUCCAUGACCUUCCAAGGACAGCUUUACGUCCCUCUCAUAAACUGGUUGCUCAUGAUUGGCACUGUUCUUGCUGCUGCUAUCGCACGAAAUACCACAACUCUCGGGAAUGCAUAUGGUGUCUGUGUCAUGUUUGUUACAUUCUUUGACACCUGCAUGGUAUCGCUCACAGCCUUGAUCGUGUGGAGGUUCAGUCCAUACUUAGUCUUCUUUCCAUGGCUGCUCAUUGCAUGUCUCGAUGGCCUUUACCUAUCCUCGGCCCUUGAAAAGGUGCCCGAGGGCGCAUGGUUUACUUUAACCCUCGCUAGUGUCCUGGCUGGUAUAUUAAUUCUCUGGCGAUUUGGGAAGGAGCAGCAAUGGCAAGCUGAGGCAUCUGACCGUUUCCCGACGACCCAUCUAGUAACAUCAGAUAAAAACGGCUCUCUUCGACUAACUUCUAGUUUCGGUGGCGAUACUUUGACCACCACCCAAGGCCUGGGGAUCUUCUUUGAUAAAGCGGGGGAAACGACGCCGACCGUCUUCACUCAAUUCCUGAGUAAACUCGUGGCAGCUCCUGAGAUAAUGGUGUUCUUUCAUCUUCGGCCACUCGAGACGCCAUCUAUAGCACCAGAAGACCGAUACACUGUGUCCCGACUCGCGAUUCCAAAUUGUUACCGCCUUAUCGUUCGCCAUGGCUACAUGGACGAAGUCAUCAGCCCUGACCUCGCCUCUCUCAUCUGCCAACAAAUCAGUGAUUUUCUGACCAGAUCGGCAGCACCAGUUCCUAUACGCCAAGUUAACUUCACCUCGCCAACUUCCCCUGGUCAGACCACAAACGUAGAACACUCAAGCACCGGCUCUUCAACAUCCCCUACCGAUGCAGAAAAGGAAUCACAGAGAAGGCAGGAAAAGCUGACCGUGGAUCUAGCUAAACUCGACCAGGCCUUCAACAAAAGAGUCCUGUAUAUUAUCGGCAAAGAACAGAUGAAAAUCAAACCUGGGACUAGAAUUUUGCGUAAAAUUCCCCUCGCGGCUUUUCUGUGGAUUCGAGAGAAUACUCGCACUAAGAUUGCGAAUUUGAGGGUUCCAACUGAUAGAGUUGUCGAGGUUGGUUUUGUUAAGGAGGUUUAG
Molecule: messenger RNA, 2736 nt
Organism: Venustampulla echinocandica
Lineage: Eukaryota; Fungi; Ascomycota; Leotiomycetes; Helotiales; Pleuroascaceae
Exons: 8
Coding region: 1-2736 (911 amino acids)
Biological process (GO): potassium ion transmembrane transport
Cellular component (GO): membrane
Molecular function (GO): potassium ion transmembrane transporter activity
Source: RefSeq, a predicted model, not a curated record